AUGGUCUCACCACACGCAAAAGAAGAGACGCCCAUCGCCUCACGCGACAACUCUAUCGAAUCCCUCUCCGCCCUCCCCUCUGACGAAGACUAUGACGUCGAACGCAAACACACCGAUCAAUACCCCGUCAACACACUGACCUCUCACCAACCUGCCCCUGAUGCCAAGGACCACCUCCCGAACAGCGGGAGUGAUCCCGAGAAGCCGCAGCAGAGGCCGGAAGCUGCUAUGGGUGAUGCGAUCUUGAGGUUUUUGGGGGUGAGGAAGAGGCUGCUGGAAGAUCAUCCUGAUGCCAUAGCAACGCAAUACAGCGAGCUCUGGGAUUCCGACAAGGUCGAAGAAUACAAGAAAAUCUACAUCCGAGAUGACUGGGAGAACAUUGAAGCUUUCGACCCGAGUUUCAGGUGGACCAUCAAAGAAGAGAAACAGACGAGACGAGCAGUGGACUGGAAGAUCAUGCUGUGGGUGUGUGUCAUGUUUUCAGCACUCAACAUCGAUCGAGGGAACCUGUCGAAUGCGACUUCGGACAAUAUCCUUGAUGACCUUAACAUUUCCACUGACGACUAUAAUUUGGGUGUGACGAUAUCCAAAGUCGGAUUCUUGAUCGCCGAACUUCCUUCUCAGCUCAUCUCCAAACGACUUGGACCGGACGUCUGGAUCCCCAUCCAAAUCAUCAUCUUCAGUAUCCUCUCCGGCGCGCAAUUCUGGCUCAACGGCCGAGCGUCGUUCUUGGCUUUGAGGUUCUUGAUUGCAGUCUUUCAGGGUGGUUUCAUCCCCGACACGAUCCUGUACUUGUCAUACUUUUACCCUUCUCGACGUUUGCCUAUCCGACUGGCUUUCUACUGGAUGUCUUCCAGCUUCGUGGACAUCUUUGUGGGGUUCUGCGCUGUCGGUCUACUCAAAAUGAGAGGUGUGCUGGGCUAUGCCGGGUGGAGGUGGCUGUUCUUGAUUGAAGGCAUUUUCACACUCCUCAUCGGUAUCGCCUCAUUCUUCCUCAUGCCCACUGCUCCGGCCAAGACGAAGUCUUGGCAUCACCCCAAGGGAUAUUUUACCGACAAGCAAGUCAAGAUUAUUGUCAACAGCGUGAUUCGAGACGACCCCGGUAAGGCUUCCAUGCACAACCGCCAACCCCUCUCCAUCAAAUCCAUCUGGCGCUGCUGCCUCGACUACGACCUCUACCCCCUCUACGCCCUCGGUCUCAUGUUCGGUAUUCCCAAAUACCCCGUCGCGCAAUACCUGUCCCUCUCACUCCGCCAGCUCGGCUUCAACGUCAUCGAAACGAAUCUGUUGACAAUCCCGAGUACGGUGUGUGGUUUGUUGACACAGUUGGGUAUCACGGUGUUGAGCGAGCUGGUGAACAAUCGGUCGUUUGUGGCGAGUGCGGAAGAUUUGUGGUUGCUGCCGUGCUUCAUUGCGUUAGUUACGCUGGCUGAGCCGGUCAAGCCGUGGUCGUACUUUGCAGUUGCGACGGUGCUGCUUUCCUAUCCCUACACACACGCGAUUCAAGUAGCUUGGUGUAGUCGAAACUCUGGGUCGGUAGAGAUGCGUACCGUCUCAGCGUCGCUUUACAACAUGUUCGUUCAAGUCUCGGCCAUGAUUGGUGCCAAUGUGUACCAAGCCAAAGACAAACCCCGCUACUACAAAGCAAACAAGGUCCUCAUCGGUAUCAUUGUUUUCAACUGUGUCGUCCUCUACCCCGGUACAUACUUUUACUACAAGUGGAGGAAUGGGCAGAAGGCAAAGGUGUGGGAUACCAUGAGUGAGGAGAGUCGCAAGGAGUAUUUGGCGACAACGGAGGAUAAGGGGAACAAAAGACUUGAUUUCAGGUUUGCUCUGUAG
This is a messenger RNA of Cryptococcus wingfieldii CBS 7118, 1839 nucleotides long. RefSeq lists its product as hypothetical. Bases 1 to 1839 code for a protein of 612 amino acids. The transcript is spliced from 11 exons. Gene Ontology annotation, molecular function: transmembrane transporter activity. Gene Ontology annotation, biological process: transmembrane transport. The record is from RefSeq and is a predicted model, not a curated record. Gene Ontology annotation, cellular component: membrane. Lineage: Eukaryota; Fungi; Basidiomycota; Tremellomycetes; Tremellales; Cryptococcaceae.